Entamoeba dispar SAW760 is the source of this 357-nucleotide messenger RNA. RefSeq lists its product as uncharacterized. The record is from RefSeq and is a predicted model, not a curated record. Bases 1 to 357 code for a protein of 118 amino acids. Lineage: Eukaryota; Evosea; Mastigamoebida; Endamoebidae. The transcript has a single exon. Gene Ontology annotation, cellular component: cytoplasm.
AUGUCUCCUAAAGGUAAAAAACUUAAACAAUCACCUCUAUCAAAAGAACCUAUUCCUGAUGACGGUUUUUCUUUUGUUAGACAAUAUAAAUCAAAUGUCAUCAUCGAGAUUGAGAUCAAACCCAAUGCUAAAACUAGUGAGCUCCAAGGAGUUGAAGAUGGUAUAUUAAAGGUAGCUAUUGAUGCACCCCCAAUUGAUGGAAAAGCUAAUACUGAGGUUAUUGCUUUUAUGGCUUCUACAUUUGGAAUAAAAAAAUCUAAUGUAAGUCUUAUUAAAGGACAAACCUCUCAUCAUAAAACACUUCAAUUUGAAAAUUGGACAAGAGAAAAAGUACUUCAGAUUAUUCAAUCCAAAUAA